Messenger RNA from Anopheles funestus (African malaria mosquito), 2324 nucleotides. RefSeq lists its product as uncharacterized. The record is from RefSeq and is a predicted model, not a curated record. The transcript has 6 exons. Bases 168 to 2192 code for a protein of 674 amino acids. Lineage: Eukaryota; Metazoa; Arthropoda; Insecta; Diptera; Culicidae.
UUGGUCGAUUUUGAAACGGAUUUGCAAACGUUCAAUUUAUUCAUUACAUUACUGGGUUGUUUGUUAACAUUUUUUGUUUGAUCAAACUAUCCGUAGGUAAAAUACUUCACAAAACACUCUAUCGUAGUAGUCAUCGAACAAGAUCGAGCCUGAGCUUCGUAGCUAGAAUGUCCAAAUUUCUAACCCUACGUCGUCCGACGACGAUAUCUAAAUUAGCUCCACUAGUUCCACAACAUCCGGACGUUCUUCCACGUGAAAUCGUACCACAAUGGGCCGAUUUGCUACCGUCCGAGAAACUUCCCAAUCGUUGCUGUCCAGUGCAUGCGGUACAGUUUUCAAGAGGACCGUUGGCACACCCGGUUUGGGAGUAUCCGGACAGUCAUGGAUUUGAUCUUCAGGAUCCUUGCAUACGGAUUGCACCAAGGAACUAUCAAGUGGUGCAUGAUAAGCACCUGCAUCACUUUUGGAAUGAACCACUAAAAAAGAAUUUGAAGCUACGUGGCUUAAUCAAUGGAGAUGAAAGGGUCAUGUGUACGCUACAGGCGCACAAUCAAUUUCGAAACUUCCAUUUCCAGCAUUAUCGAUUACAGCUGCAAAAUCUUCUCCAUCAUAUGAGAAGAGAAAAGGCCACUGAUACUCACUGUAUGAAUAUACAAACUCAUCUAAAAAAUGCUGUAGAUUUUUGUGAAAAAUUAGCUAUCCGACACAGUCGUGCUGAUAGCAUAUACAGGAAGAAAAUAAAUCGGUGGAAACUAUCCAUAGAGCAGCAUAAACUAAAAGUCGCCAACAUAAUGAAGACCAUAGAGAUGCAAAAGCUACAGAACAUGGCUGAAGGACAUCGGCGCGAUUUAAAAAACAAGGAACGCUAUUGCGAUCUGUUAGCUAUUCGUAAAAGAAAAAAUCUAAUAUUAAAGAGAAAAUUGAAAGAACGGGACGAUUUACUGCAACAGCGUUUGUACAGCAACAAAACCAGGCGUCUGGAAAUCAAAACCAGAAUGCAAAUUGAACGUUUUCGAAUGCACUACAUGGCGUACCUAAAGGAACGGAAUGAAAAUAGGCAAUACUUGGAAUCAUUUCAAGCGCAAAUGCAACACAAGGUACAGGACAGAAAAGACAUGUACGAGCGAAAGCACAAACAAAUGGAGGAAGAGCUGGUACGGAGGAAAACGAGGAAUCUGGCACGGAGGCAUUAUCGUCGUAGCAAAGCAAUGCUUGUGAAAGCCCUGCUAAAAGAGUGCAAGAAAAAGCUGUUGGCUAAAUCUUCCGGCAGAACCGCUUCUAUGAUGCAUGAAAGGAUUGAGCGUGCGAUCGAUGCAGCUUAUGCCAUACACACUACCAUUAGUCCUACUACCAGUAGCACGCAGAUAAUCGAUACCGCUAGCCAGUUCGUAUUUGAUUUGCAUGAUGCACCUAUCGAACCCUUGCCGCAAGACUCACUCAUCCGAGGCUAUGUGGUCAAUCGACUCCGUGAGAUGAUGCAACAGAUUGUUGAAAAGGCUUUCCGAGAAGCGUUUGCGCUCAUCGAACAGGUGACGGUCAGAAAGUUCGAAUCCCUCAACAUGGAAGCCCAUCCUCCACUGAGGUCUUCAUUAUCCAACCAAGAAAGCAUUACAAAAUUUGCUGCUUUUCAAGCCCGUUCCGAGCGCAAUCAGUCAAGGGUGUCGUUGGGACCGGCUUCGAUCGUAGAGCAGUACGAAACCGAUAGCUUAUCGCUGAAAAAAUGCAAAAACCGUCCUCCUACGCCCGUUACAUCGGUAACAUCGCUAGUGGAACACACACUGCACCAAUCGAAAGAGGAACGUACUAGCAUCAGUGCGCUAGAAGUAAGCACCGAAACGGCCUUGGACGUUUUGCGGCGUAUCCAAUCCGAUUCCUACCCGCUGAUACAUGUCAUGCACAGUCAGCGGCGCUAUUUGGAAGGAAAUCUGUUGAAAUACCGUAUGAUCCUACAACCGUACGUAGAUCAGCGCGUAUUAGCCGCAAUCGAUCUCGAUCGGUUAGCUAUCAACAGCGACGUCGAAGUGACUGAUAGCGAGGCAACUGAGAAAGAGGCAAUUCUACAGUUAACAGCUAACGCACUGCUGCAGUUCCCCGACAGCAAUCAUCAGUACGCUAUCGCCUUGUUUGAUUCGGUAAAUUUCUUAUCAAAGCAAGCAAUUAGAAAGAUCGAACAAAUAUUGAACGCACCAUAAUUUUAGGAGCAAGAAUACUACGCACUAUUCUUAUCUAACGAUUAUUGUUUAUUUUUUUAACUGUGAUUGUGCACAAAAGGACAUUUUUAAAGAGAGUCUAAAUAAAUUGUCUUUACACUUUGCUCGGGAGUA